Molecule: messenger RNA, 12350 nt
Organism: Drosophila guanche
Lineage: Eukaryota; Metazoa; Arthropoda; Insecta; Diptera; Drosophilidae
Gene: tou
Product: bromodomain-containing protein 3
Exons: 19
Coding region: 933-10727 (3264 amino acids)
Molecular function (GO): protein binding; DNA binding
Source: RefSeq, a predicted model, not a curated record
UUAUUUGUUGUCGCCCGCAAGUCCCGUUUUUCUGUUUUCUUCGUCGAGUACGCCAAAAAAUGGUUAAAUAAAUAAUAAAAUGCGGUGCAGUAAGUGCAGAUAGCGUUAAAGUGAUUUCCAAACAUAUGGAAAGUGGACAGUUCUGUGAUGCUUGAGCGCGCGAGUGUUUGAAAGAAUGAGACAGUGUGGGGCUUCCGUGUCCCCAAACUAAAUGAAAUUCUUUUGUGUUUGACUCAUAAAAUUCAUAAAAAUUCAAUUGAAUUGUUGCUAAGGCUUUAAUUUGAUUGCCAGAGCCGGGAACUUAAAAAAAGCCGGUUUGAAAGCAUCGUUAGUAGGGAAGACUAAACUAAAUCGGGACUACUUAACAGUUAGUCGGAGAUCUACCACUUAACUUUGAAUUCCGAUUCGCGCGCGAUUGGUAGUUUUUUUUAGAGAAAGAUUUUAAGCAGAUUGAAGAAACAACGUGAAAUUUGCGCGUGUGCGGGUGGAACAGUGACAUUUUUCGGCGAGCGUGUGAAAAUCGCCAAGAAAACGGCAAAGUGAAGAGCAAAGAAGAAAAAGAAAACCGCCUGCGGCGAAAAUUGCUUCCCCUCGUUGACGCGUGUGUGUGUUCGUUUGUGCGACCGCCUCUGUGUCUGUGGGUGUGCAAAACGGGAAAAAAUUGGAAUGUAAUAUUUGCACACAAGUAAAAAUCAAACAAAAAUUUCAAAAAAGAAGAGUUGAGUAUUUUCUGUGUUUCUGUGUGUGUGUGAUAAAUGAUUGGGCGGCGGCAGGCAAAAGUCAAUCAACGAUAAGCGUCGCGUCGCUGAGAAGGAGGAGAAGAAGCGGACUAAACCUAAACUGGACACAGAAUCGAACCGCAUGUAGCGCACAAUAACAACAGAGCCCAUAAGCAAAGGGAAUACAAAUUUUAAUACCAUUGGAUUUUGAACAUGAACAAAAAUGCCGGCGAUGGCAGCGGCAACGACGGCAAAAACUCAAACAAUCAUGGCAAGGGCGGCGGGGGCUCCAACGCGGGUGGGGGAGCCGGAGCCGGUAAUCCACACGAUCCCACCGGACUCCUAGAUGCCGCCUCGCUAUUUGCUUACUGGGGCCGGGAUCCCACUGGAGCUGCGGCUGCAGCUGCCUCCAAUCCGCUGUUCAACUCACAAUUCAAUGCAGCCGCCGCAGCUGGCUUGGGCCUUCUACCGCAAACAAGUGGCGGCUCUGCCAACGAUCGCUACUCGAUGGCCGCUGCAGCGGCGGCAGCAGCAGGAGCCCAUCAUCACCAGAACACCAUGGCAGUGGCUGCCUCGCAGGCCGCCAGUUUGGCAGGUCUGCAUCCAGCAAGCUGGUGGUCGAUGGCACAGCUGGCAGCACAGGACUAUUUCAGUCGCCUGCAGGCGUCCGGCCUCUCACCAUUCCCGCAUCCAGACCUGGCGGCAGCCUUCGGGCCGGCAGCCAUGGGAAUGGGCGCCACAGGAGCAGGAGGCAAUGGUGGCGGUGGCAAUGGCAGCGUAAUGGGUUCGGGUGCAGGCAGCGGAUCAGCUGUCGGUGGCGGCAAUGGCGGUGGCGGCGGCUCAUCCAGCUCCUCGGGCAGCAAGUCCAACAAGUCGCGCAAGGAGAAGCGAGCGGCGCAGCAGCAACAGCAGCAGCAGCAGCAGAGCCUGGCCAACAGCCUGAAUGCGGCGGCGGCAGCGGCUGCAGCAGCUGCGGCCAACAAUCCAGCAGCAGCCCUCGCCAGCAUGCACGGAUUCGGAGUGCCAGGAUCGGUGGCUGUGAGCACGGGCAGCGGCUCGAUUUCCACCAGCAGCGGAGGCGGUCACGGAGGAUACAAGAGCACGGCCAGUGCGUAUGGUAAGCCCUCGACGAUGACGAGCAACAGCAUGGCGAGCAAUCCGAGCUCCGCCUACGAUCCUGUGACCCUGCACAAGGAGCUGAUGGCCAUGCAGGCUGUGGCAGCUGCCGCCUCAGGAUCGGGCGGCGGCUCGGGCAGCGGCUCGUCGAGCAAGAAGUCUGGCGGCAGUUCCUCCUCAAUGCACGGCCACGGACUGUCCGGCCUGGGCAUGGGUGGCGGUGGCAACGGUGGCCUCAUGUCCGGCAGCAAGGCGUCGUCGACGAAUGUCAGCUCCAGCAAUGCAUCGCUGGGUGGCAUGCACCCCAGCCUGGGCAGUUCCAAUCCGCUCAUGUCGCCGCAUGGCAUGGGCGGCGGCUCAUCGUCGUCUUCGGGGUCCGGCAAGGAUCGCGACAAGAACAAUCCCUCGCUGAAUGCCCUCAACUCGUUGUCGCAAUUCGGGGCCCUGGGCAUGACGCCACAGCAGAGCAUGCAGGCGGCAAUGAAUGCAUUUGCGGCCAGCACGGGUGUGGUGCCCAGUGCCACAGUCACAUCAUCGUCGUCGUCGUCGUCGCAGCAUCACAAUUCCUCCCAGCAGCAGCAGCAGCAGCAACAGUCGGGCAUCAGUUCAACGGGUGGAUCAUCGGGUGGCAAGGGGGGAAAUGGUGCAAAGGAUUACAUGAGUGCAGCAGCGGGAAUGAUGAGCGGCAGUGGCAGCAGCGAGCAUCCUUCAUUGCUGGGCGUUCGCCUGCCACCGGAUACCGAGAUUAUCAAGUAUACGUCAUCGAUUGUGGGCCCCAAAAUACCUGGUCUCAGUCCCGCUAAACGGGCUAGACUCGAAAUGGAGUACGCGGCAAUGGCAGCAGCCCAGCAGCAGCAACAGCAACAGCAGCAACAACAUCACCAGCAGCAGCAACAGCAGGCGGCAGCAGCUGCAGUGGCAGCAGCCGGUGGACUUCAUGGCAUGCUCGGUGCCGCUGGCAUGCCAAUGGCCGGUCUGUCCGGCCUCACGGGCAUGUCCAAUCCGCUGGAUCAGCUGAGUGUCACCAAGUCCAGCGCCUCGACGGUGACCAGCAAUGCCAACUCUUCCGCAUCCUCGAUGGCUGGCGGCCACGGUCAUGGCCAUGGCCAGGGCUCAUCCAGCGAUCGGGUGGAGGUGAUCAAGCUGCCGCCAACCAUCACCUCGAACGGUGCCUACAAUCUGUCCAGCAAGGGCAAGGAGGUGCACGAUCUGACCAGCGAUCAUGCGCCCACCGGCUCGGGUGGCGUUAAUCUCAGUUUGAAGUCGAGUUCGCAGCCCGCCGCUGCCUCUACGGCCACUGGGGCCGUAGGCUCUGCCUCGAAUCCCAUCACCAUCGAUGAUUUCGAUGCGCCGCUUAAUCUGUCCAUGAAGCCCUCGGACAAGAGCAGCAGCAGCGCCACAGCGGCAGCGUCCACUUCCUCCAGCUCGGCGCUGGCCAACAUGGCCAGUGAGUAUCAGGCGGCUGCCCAGGGCGGCAACGGCGCCAACAGCCUGCAGAGUCUCAGUUCCAUAACGGCAGCGCUCGGAGGCAGCAGCGGCGGUGGCAUGCCGGGUGGCUCCAUUUCGGGCAGUGGCGAUACAUCGCCGGCACCACAACUCGGCGGCAGUGGCUCGACUGGAGGAAAUACCUCGGGUGGCGGAGGUGGCGGUGGUUCCUCCUCGUACAAGGAGGGGCGUCCGCGCAAUCUAGGACGUGGCGUGUCCAAGCCCAAAAAGAAUACGGUGGCCUCCCUGCUGGCCCAGUCGCGGGCAGUGGGCCUCAAACCGAUGCUGGCCACCCAACAGUUGCUGCAGCAAGGAGCAGAUAUUGAAAAGAUACGCCUGGCAUUGAGCGAGGCGAAUGCGCACAUGGAAACAUCAACGGACUCGGAGAGCAUGGCCGCCGAGAGCGGUCUGUCGGAGUCGGAGAGCGAGGAUGCCAACAUACACAAUGUGUCGGAGCUGCGAGUGCCCCUGGAUAUGGGCUGGAAGCGGGACACCGUCAUCCGGGGUCUCACCAAGCUGGGACAGAUCCGUGGCGAGGUCACCUACUAUGCACCGGGCAGUGUGGCGCCCCUGAAGACCAUUGGACAGGUUUUUGCUAUCCUGGAGCAGCAGCCAUCGAAUCUGACGCGUGAGAACUUUAGCUUCUCCGCGCGUGCCAUUGUGGGCUCGUUUCUGCAGCCAGCACCGCCGCCGUACGCCAACGAUGGCGAGUACAUACGCAUGACGGACGAGGAUGUGGCCAAGCGGCUGGAGGAUCUAAAGGUGUUCACACGCCAGACCCUCAAUGUGGAGCAGCGUAUCGAGAUUGCCAAGCAGCAGCAGGCGAUGCGCGAUGCCAAGAAGCUGCAGAAGGAAGAGCUGGCGCGCAACAAGGAGAAGGCGCGCCAGGAGAAGAACGCUAAGCUCGAGCAGCAGCGCAAGGAGAAGGAGAUGAAGAAUCAGCAGGCCAUCGAGGAGCGCAAGAAGCGGCAGGAGGAGCUCGAUCGUCUCAAGCAGGAGGAGCUGCUCAAGAAGCAACAGGAGAAGGAGAAGCGUCGUCAGGAAGCGAUUUUAGCAAAGGAACAGGAACUGCAAAAGCAAAAGGAACUGCUGCUGGCUGCUGAAAUGGAACGCGAACGUCGACGGCAGCACAUGAACCUCAUACGAAUGCUGGAGGUGCGUCGCAAGUUUGAGGAGCGGGAGAAGAAGAAACACCAACUGGUGCUGGAUCGCCUGAUAUUGCGCGAACGUCGUAUGGCCGAGCGGAAGCGUGACGCGGAGAUACUGCAGCUAAUACGUCGCCCCAACGAGGACUCGGAAAUGCUGCAGGAGAUGGCGGUGCCGGAGCUGGAGCGUAUUGCCGGCAAUCGAUUGCCGGGCCAGGCGAUGGCCGAUCUGCUGAUGGUCUUUGAGUUCUUGCACAACUUUGGCGAGACUUUGGGCUUCGACAUGGAGUCGCUGCCAUCGCUGCAGAAUCUCCACGAUGCCCUCAUCAGUGACAGCAAUGCGGAUGCCGAGGAGGAGCUGCUGUCGGUGAUGACGCACCUGCUGGUGUGUGCCAUCGAAGAUCCCGGUGUGCCCAAUCCCGGACGCCACACAACGCUGCUGGGCCAGUCGCUUCGCAACGCGGACAUCACCAACUCGAAUGUGUCGGAGAUUCUGCGCAUCUAUCUGUACGCCACGGCCACCGGCGAGGUGCGACAAAUGCACGGCAUCACAGUGGACAGAGAGCGGGAGCGACGGGUGCCCGACCACCAUCAGGUGGACUCUGACACCACCACCCAUUCGGCCAAGAAUCAGGAGUACUACAAGCUGCUGCACGAGAACGACACCUGGAAGCUGUCGUACGCCCUCAAGGAUCGUCCCUUUGUGGCGCUGAAUCCGACGCGCAAGGCCCAGAUGUUGGCCCACCUGUGCAACGAUCUGCUGAUGAACAAGGCGGUGCUGCGGCAGAUUGACGGCAGCCUGGAGACCUGCGCCCAGAUGCGCAAGGAGAAGUACAUGACGGACAUGAAGGUGCGCAAGUACAAGGCGCUGCACAUGCGCAAGGCACGCAUCGAGGCGUACGAGAAGGCGCAGGCGGAAAGGGAGGCUGCCAUGCAUGCGCUCAUGGCACAGCAGAAGCUGGACGCAGAGCGGCUGGCCCAGGCACAGGCAAAGCAGGCCGAAGCGGAGGCGGCAGCGGAGGCCAUGCAGGCAGCGGCAGCAGCAGAGGGUGGCGACACGCCCAAGACAGCAGACAGCGAGGAAGGAGGAGGACAACCUGCUGUCGAUACAAACAACGGGGAAGCCGGCAAGGAGCAGGAGGAUGGCAAGGAACUGGCACAGCCCAUGGACGUGGAUGGUGUGGAUUGUUCGGCCAGCAUUCGGGAGGAUGCCACCGCCGCCGCCACCGCCACAGCCGCUGCACUACACAUGGGCGUUGACUCCUCCUCGCUGGUGAGUCCCGCCAAGAGUUGCAUCUCAUCUGUGGAUUGUCUUACGCCCGGCAAGGACUUUGCCACACCCACACCGACACAGACGCAGACACCGACACCCACCUAUCAGCAGAAUGGUUCGAGUACGCCCAUAACGAUUGCGGGGGUGGCUGGCGCGACGGAAGGCGGCAACAUGAGCGCCCUGAUGCAGGCCAAAAAGAGCGGCGCCCGCAACUCCCUCAACGAGGAUGGCCACAACGAUGUGAGCAUCAUUGAGGACGAUCUCUCCGACCUGGACUCGGAGAUCACCAAUGUGGAGGAGGACGAGGACAAUCGCCUGAGUGCCGAUGAGCUGCAAAAGAAGCUGGACAAGAUCGUGCGCGCUUCCCUCAACUGCAAGGAGGCGCUGGAGAAGAGCACCAAUCAGCUGCGUGCCGCCUGCUUUGGUCAGGAUCGUUUCUGGCGACGCUACUGGAAGCUGCCCAAGGCCGGUGGCAUCUUCAUCGAGGCUUUGGAAUCGGCCCAGAACGACAUCUGUGACUAUCACGAGGCACUGGAGAACAUGGACGAGAAGCAGCUGCAGCAGAAGCAGAAGCAGAAUCAGAUUGAUGAUGUAUCCAGAGACCAGGAGGCAGAGCCAGAGACUGAGACAGCAGUGCAGGAGACGGCAACAGCGACGGAGACGGAGCCGGCGGCAGUGCAGCCCAUGGAGGUGGAUGAAAUCCACACAGAGGUGGAUGCAGCUGCAGCCACAGCAGCACCGGCUGAGGAGCAUGAGCCAGAACGGAAGCCACAGCAGGAGGAUGCAGAGGAUGGGGCGGAGGAGGACGAAGAUGAUGAGGUCACCGAAGUGAACAAAAUCGAACCGGAGAUUGUGGAUCUGGGCGAUGAUGACGAUGAGGACGAGAACGAUGCGGGUGCAGUGCCAACUCUGCCCAAGAUCGAGCCAGCCAGACCCGAAAUUAAGGUCAAGUCGGAAAUGGAGCUAAUGGGUCCGCCCACCACGAUGAUAUCCACCAAAACGGACUUUGAGGCUGAGAUCAAGAUACCCUCGAUGCCUGGCCACAUGAUUCCCACACUCAACAACAACAGCAUCAACAACAACAACGGCAACAACAACAGCAUUGGCAACGACAGCAGCAGCAACUGUGAUAAGUUGGAGGGAGUGGGAGGCAUGGGAUUGGGCAUGGCACAGGCAUAUGGCCAGAAUCUCAUCACAUCUUCGGCCAUCAAAAUGGAGGAUCUGAAGAAGGAGACAGCCGACGAUUGCAUCAUUGUGUCCACCACCAGCGGAGAUGACACGCCCAAAUGGUUCUCGAUUGUGCAGCGCGAGGUGCCGCUGAUCAGCGAACUGCCCGCGGAUGAGGGCGGUUCGGUUGCCCAGGAACUGCAGUGGGGCUAUGCGAAUCAGAACUGCUAUGCACAGCUGCAGCUGCAGGGCCAUCCGUGGGAUCUGAUCAACAAUGUGCAGUACUAUUCCAUACCCAUGGAGGAGUGCAAGGUGGAUCCGAGUAAGCUGGCGCAGGAGUGCAUCUUCUCGCUGAGCGGCCUGGACGAGCGGCAGAUGCAGGCCAAGCUGGAGGAGUAUGAGGCCAAGAUUAAGUUCAAGUGCACAGUGCCAAAAAACGGUCUGGAGUCUCCUCAUCGCCCCCUCGUGACGAACGAUGAUGAGGAGCAGGAGAUCAAGUUGAAGCCGGAUGCAGACAGCGAUGGACACAUGGACGUGGAUGCCGAUGCCGAUGCAGAUGCUGAAGCAGAUGCAGACCCAGAUGCGGAUGCCGAAACAGAUGCUGAUGCGGAGGCAGAUGCCGAGGCGGAUGCGGAUGCGGAGAAGGAGCAAGCCGGCAAGGACAAGUUUUUUCGAUUGCGCACUGAUGUCCCCCCGGACACGGGAGGGGGAGGAGGGGCCGUGGAGGACGCAACAGAUGCCCCAGAGCUAAAGCCGAAGAUUGAGCUGCGUCUGGAUGAGGCACUGUCACAGGCCUACUACCACAACAUUGCCAACAUGUCGCUGAGCAGUGUCCAAACGUACAUACCCAUCGACAUACCCUUGCCCCUGUCCAUGACGCCCGACGAGCACCGGCUCCUCGAGCAGGUGAAGCUCUCCGGCUUCCCCGACAAGGUGCACGGCGUCUAUGUGCCGCGUCGCCAGCGCUACGGCUGGUGGCAGCUCGACGACGAGCAGAAGCUGCGCCAGUUUCUGAAGACGCUGAAUCCGUCAGGGCUGCGGGAGCGCGAACUGCAGGAGAACCUGACGCGCUUCCUCACCCUCGAGCAGCCACUGGGCGUCAACUAUCAGCUGCAGCCGCUGGAAGCCCACAUGGUGGAGUACCUGCUGCCGGAUGGGCCACACGACUGGAACCCCAAGGUGGCCAAGCGCGUGGAAUUGGCGCUGCUCGAACAGUUGGAGUCGCUGGAGGACAAGGUGGCCAGCGCCUCCAUGCAGUUGAAGAACUGGCAGGUGCCCAAUCGCGUCGAGAGCGAGCUGAGCCUGCCGGAGCCGGAGGAGGUCAGCGAGGAGGACUUUAUCAGCAUCAUUCCCAUGAUCCGUGAGCGGAUAAUCGAUCUGGAGGCCAACAUUGAGCGGCGCUACCUCAAGCCGCCGCUCGGCUCCCAGACGGGUGACGCCCACCUGGCCGUGAUUGCCCAGAACCAGCACACCUCCACACAGACCCAGAACUCAGCAUCCGCAGCGGCCUAUCUACUCCAGAUGCAGCAGCAGCAGCAGCAGCAGCAACAGCUGGUUCAGCAGCAGCAACAACAGCAGCAGCAACAGCAGCAGCAGCCGGGAGGAAACAGCCUCAAUCCCUCGUCCUUCAACGAGCGCACCAUGGCCCUGGCAGCUGCCGCAGCGGCUGCAGCGCCCAGCUCCGGCAACGCUUCUGGCUGUCCGGGUGAAUCCGGCAGCGUGGAGCCCGUCUCGGGCAAUGUCUCGCCCGCAAGCAACUGCGACAGCGACAGGGACGAGAAGGUGGAGAAUAUACCCAAGGGAUUGGUACAAUGGCGAGAUGCAGUCGCUCGGUCCCACACCACAGCACAGCUGGCCAUGGCCCUCUACGUGCUGGAGUCCUGUGUGGCGUGGGACAAGAGCAUCAUGAAAGCGUAUGCAACAAGAAGCAAGUCGAGCAAGAAGAGCAGCGCCAAGAUGCAACCAACACCCAACACAAACUACAAGAAGCAGCAGAAGAAGAGCAAGAAGAAGAAACAAUCUACGCCACAGAAAGCGAAUAAAAAGGAAGCACUGCCACCACCACCGACACCCCCAAAGCAACAAAAGCAAAAGGAACCACAACAGCAGCCACUGAGCAUUAAAAUCAAUCUAAAAGCCCUGGCCAAGGCAGCCCAAAACGGACAAGACGCCAAUACACAAUCCCCCAGCGACGACGACGACGACGACUCCCACACGGACAAUGACUCGGCAACCCUCCCAAACCCGACAAAAACAACAACAACAACAACAACAACAACAAAACGCAAACGUCGACGCUCGGCCACAACCACAAACUCUAGCAAAUAUUCGAAUUCCUUCCAGAAUUGCCAAUUCUGCACCUCGGGCGAGAACGAGGACAAGCUGCUCCUGUGCGAUGGCUGCGACAAGGGCUACCACACGUAUUGCUUCAAGCCCAAAAUGGACAACAUACCCGAUGGCGACUGGUACUGCUACGAGUGCGUCAACAAAGCCACCAAUGAGCGCAAAUGCAUCGUUUGCGGCGGCCAUCGUCCUUCGCCGGUGGGCAAGAUGAUCUACUGCGAUCUGUGUCCGCGAGCCUAUCACGCCGACUGCUACAUCCCACCGCUGCUGAAGGUGCCGCGCGGCAAGUGGUACUGCCACGGCUGCAUUGCACGUGCACCGCCGCCCAAGAAGCGCAGUGGCGGCAGCAGCAGCAGCAGCAGCAAGUCGCGUCGCGAUCGCGAUGCCAGCACGGCGGCCAAGCGGCGCAACGAGAAGCCGCUGCCUGGGCCAGGCGGUGCCGCCAGCAUGGAGCAUUUGCCCCAAAUGGGCGGUGGGGACUCGCAGCAGCUGCAACAGUCGCUGAAUUCGUCACACGAUGAGUCAAUGACAUCACUGCCGCCGCCUUUGAGUCCGGCGCAUUCGGUUGCCUCGGCCACGUUCGAAGAUCAGCACCACACAAACUCCAUCGACAGCAGCCGCUUCCAGGCGCAUCUAGGCAACAACAACAACGGUGCCGUGCCACUGCCCGAGGAUGUGGCUAUUGUUGCGACCGGCUUCCCGGUCUAUCCGCCACCCAGCGCCUUUGCCGCUGGUCUGGUAAGUCCCGCAGGAGCCACAGUUCUGCCCGUACUUCCCCAUGCACCGAUGCAGUUUGGCAACGUGGCCAUGUCGCCGCGUGCUGUGACACCCACACGAACACCGACGCCGACACCAGCGCCAACUCCACCACCACCAGGGCCGCUGCAUCCGCCUGUGCCCACAGCGACAACACCGCUGCUUAUGCAGGCUUCGCCGACAGCGCUAAACGCCAUUUGCCAGUCGCCGCCGCAGCAGCAACAUCAGCAGCCGAUGACCAUGCCUUCGCCGCGUGCCUGCACACCCACACCACCCGCAGUGAGUGUGGGCUCGGGAGUAACGCAAAUGUCACCGCCGCCCAUCAACAUACACGCCAUACAGGAGGCCAAGGAGAAGCUAAAGCAGGAGAAGAAGGAGAAGCAUGCGACCAAGAAGCUCAUGAAGGAGUUGGCCGUCUGCAAGACCCUCCUGGCCGAAAUGGAGCUUCACGAGGAUUCGUGGCCGUUUCUGUUGCCCGUGAACACCAAACAGUUUCCCACAUAUCGCAAGAUAAUCAAAUCGCCCAUGGACCUCUCCACCAUUAAGAAGAAACUUCAUGAUUUGAGCUACAAGGGACGUGAGGACUUUUGCGUGGAUGUGCGGCAGAUCUUUGACAAUUGUGAAAUGUUCAAUGAGGAUGACUCGCCCGUGGGCAAGGCGGGGCAUGGCAUGCGCAAGUUCUUCGAGUCUCGCUGGACAGAGUUGACCGAGAAGCACUCCUGAUCGUAUCCACAGCUUCAGCUUGCCAGCGGCAGCUCUACACCGGAUCCCAUAGAAGUAGUGAUAGCAGCGGUGGAACCAACCGCUGAAGCAGCACAGUUUCGGACAAGAGAUUAGCAUUACGCGUAGAGAAGAGUAGAAGCAGCAGAAGGAAUACAAUUGUAUAUAGAUAGAGGGGAUAGCGAUUCGGGUUUAGUCGUAGUCUACAAGCAGAAGCACACACACACACAAAAAAGCAUUAAUAUAUAUAUUUAUAUAUAGUACGAGUAGAUAUUAAAUAUUCUAUGUAUAACCCACGUGAGCCCCACGUCCUACAUUGUUCGACGAGGCCUUUGCAAGAGGUCCUCUCAUGUAGCCAACAGGAACAGCGCGCACCCAGCAGCGUGCCAGCAGUGAAGCAGUAUAAACCAUAACUAUUAGCCAACAUAAUCGAGCAGCUCCUAACUAUAGUUAAACGUUUAAGAAGCCAUCCACAGUACAGCACAGACGACUCUGACAAAAUAAGAAACGUACAAAAACUGUGUCCCCAAUCAAUCCUCCCUCCUCUUUCCCACCAUCCCAAAAUCAAUCAAUCGAUCCGACAUUAUUUUAACAACAGUAUUUUGUGCACAAAGCUCUGUGUCUCGGCUUUGUUUUACACAUUUCUAAACACGUAAUAAGAAAAGAAAGUAUCAUUUAAAUUGUAAUUUUAAACACUUAAUUUAAAUGCUAAUUGUAAUUGAAAUUGUUUGUGUUUACAAUUGAAAGCAUCAUCAACGAAGCGCUCAUUUAAGUUUUAACGUGUAUUACUGUACUUAUAGCCACUCCGACAAUUGUAUUUAAACAUAUACAUACAUAAAUACAUAUAUAUAUAUUAGCAUUAACAAUUAACUGGCGCAAGAGCGGACUCAAAUAUACUCAAAGGGAUGUCUCUCCACGAACGUCACAGAGAUCGUUCGAACCAUCCAUCGAUCGAGCGAGUUGUAAAUGUGAAACGAUGGGCAGACCUACAAUUAAAUGUAAUUAAACGUAUUAAAUUAUUUACUCUGUGUACAUUUCUCCACAAUGUAGUUGGCAUUUUUAAUCGCAACUUUUGGCAAAUCGCAAACGAAAAUUUGAAAUUCAAAAUACAAAAUACCAAACAAAAGUAAAACAUUAAUCAAGUCGAUGAAUGAAUGAACAAAUGGAGGGAGUGAGAGAGGCCCCUUGCUGAUGCAACUCCAGAUGCGAAAAACGAGAACUAGAAGGGUAGAAUCAGAUGCGAGUUUUAGCUGUAGAUAGUCCCAUGACCCCCCAAAAAAUGAUGUAAGAUCCGCACGAGCCUAGCAUAUAGUCAUAUCCCAGCCGUUGUUGGGGGUUGCAUUAUGUGAAUUAUGAAUGUUAAAUGUACAUUUUACAUAUGUGCAUAUGUAUAUGUAGUAUUAUGUACACACAGAAAACACAACAGACAAAAGUUAGCUAAAGUUCAAUCAUAUUUACACGAAUUACAAAACAUUUUUUGAAUAAAUCAAACUCAUUUGCAGUGCAGCACAAUAAUGGAAUGAAAUUGAACAAAGCGAAAUAUUUUAAAUGGAUUAAAUACGAUGACGAGUUUAUGGGGUGUGAAAAGAUAGACAGUUUUGCCGCUUUAACAAUAAACCGAACCCA